Messenger RNA from Hyaloscypha bicolor E, 2290 nucleotides. RefSeq lists its product as uncharacterized. The transcript has 2 exons. NCBI's taxonomy places the organism in Eukaryota, Fungi, Ascomycota, Leotiomycetes, Helotiales, Hyaloscyphaceae. The record is from RefSeq and is a predicted model, not a curated record. The coding region runs from base 55 to 2193 and encodes 712 amino acids.
CGAAAAUCUUCUAAAUAUCGAUAAUUACUAUUUUCACGAGAAAGUAAAGCAAUCAUGCCCGGUCUCGCUGGCUUUUCAGACAACCCCUUCCGAACCCGAGAAGACUGCGUGACUGCAACAUGGGCUUUACUUUCACCCCUCAAAGAGUACACAUCACCCCUGGGAGCACGAAUUCGACUACCUGUGUCAACAGGAGCACAUUUCGAUGAAGUAGCUGCUCAAUUAGAAGGAUUCGCCAGGCCGUUAUGGGCUGUGGGGGCACUCCUCGCUUCAGCCAAGAACAAUCCCAUUGACCCACGGCUCCAACCCUGGGUUGAUGGCUUGAUAGCAGGCACAAAUCCUGAGAACGAGCAUGGCAUUCAUGGAGAGUAUUGGGGCGGAUUCCGGACGACUGAUCAACGCAUGGUGGAGCUCGAAAUUAUUGGUUAUGCAUUGCUUGUUGCACCAGAGGCAUUUGUUCCUUCACUCCCAGCAGAGCCUUCAAAUCUCACACCCCAAGAGACGAGGAACUUCGAAUCACGGGCGCGGGUCAUCAAGUAUAUCCGAGCCAUCAAUGGCAAGGAAAUGCCGUUCAACAAUUGGCGAUGGUUCAGAAUCAUGGCAAAUUUAGCGCUGGUGAAAGCCUGUGGAGUUCCGUAUGAGGAAGUGAAAGAGCUCAUGGACUCAGACCAUGAUAUUCUCAACCAGUUCUACUUGGGAAAUGGCUGGGCUGCAGAUGGGUUCUGGAGUGAUCAGGGUAGACAGGCUGAUUAUUACUCUUCGAGUUUUGCGAUUCAGUUUUCGCAGCUGUUGUAUGUCAAGUAUGCUUCAGAUAUCGACCCUGAAAGGUGCGAAGUCUUCAAGGAAAGAGGAAGGCUGUUUGGUGAUCAAUUUUGGAGGUAUUUCGACUUUGAUGGUGCUGCCAUUCCAUUUGGACGCAGUCUUACAUAUCGAUUUGCCGCAGCCGGAUUCUGGUCUGCGGUUAUCGUUGCGGAGGUUCCCCUUCCUCCGUCUUUGAACUUAGGAACCGUGAAAGGCCUUCUCCUGCGGCACUUACGCUGGUGGUCGAAACACCCGGAUAUUUUCAACCUAGAUGGAACGUUCAACAUUGGCUACGCCUACCCUAAUAUGUACAUGUGUGAAGAUUACAACUCCCCUCAGUCACCUUACUGGUGUCUAAAGACCUUGAUCUCCAUUUCCCUCCCCGAAGCUCAUGAGUUCUGGACGUGUAAGGAGCUGCCACAUCCUCUCGCGAAAUUACUUUCCUCACUUUCAAGCUCCACAGCACCACCUACCGUACCUAUUUCUGUUGUGGGUCUGGAUGAACCAAAACAGAUACUCGUCUCCUCGUCACAUCAUCACUACCUCCUCUCACUAGGCCAAUUCUGCCCCUGGCCCAUCAAAGCAUCUGAAGCCAAAUACUGCAAAUUCGCGUACUCCUCCACCUUUAGUUUCAGCGUCCCAACCGGACCAUUGAUUCAACAAAUGGCACCUGAUAAUACCUUGGCCAUCAGCGAGGACGAGGGUGAUACUUGGCGCUUGAUGUGGAAGACUGCCGAUCCGCAAUUGGGAACAGUACAAUUUCGGCGAUCUGACGGCUCGUCCGAGGAAGUUCCAAAGCUUUCAGCAACUUGGUCACCAAGCAAAAAAUCACCUCUGAGAAUUGAGACGACGCUCAUCGCUCCAACAAAGCGCUGGCCGGAUUGGCAUAUCAGAGUGCAUACCAUCAGACGACGAGAUACUGUAAAACCAACCAUUAACUUCAUCAGAACAGUAGAAGGAGGAUUCGCAGUGCCUUGCCGCCGUGAAGAUGGGACUGCACUGCCGCAACUCAAUGCAGCGGACUUCGGAAAUGACCACGAGAACAUUAUCGAUGGGGUUCUAGAUGGUGGUGAUUCUUCGUUGAUUUUAAGUUCUGCUGGAGUCAGUGGCAUUGUGCACUUGCUCCGUGGUGCAGGAAAAGGGGAGGCGUUGAAACCAGAUUCUAAUACUAAUCUGAUGUUUCAACGGUCUAUCAUUCCGACCGUUAGACAGGAGUAUGAGUUUGUGGAAGAUGAGGAGGAGAUGAGAAUUUUAGUUGCUGUUUUUGCGAUAAGUCGGAAGCAUGUCUCGCUCUCUGGGAAAGAGAUUUGGAAGCUUUGGAAUGACAGACCUGUAGUCGGCCGCGUUCGUGAUGCGAGUCAAAACAACAUGGAUGCAAUAGUCAUUGCCUGAUCGGGACUUGAAAUCAUUUAAAUUUCCCCGACCAGUCGUAUCGUACGAGAAGGCUUAGCCUCAAACAUGCGAUCCUGCGGAGGUGUGAAAUCACGGC